CGCAUUAGACGGGUCAGCGCGCCGGCGCAGUGCGUCAGCCACAGAGUGGCUGCUGCUGUAGGACAUUUACUUCGCUGAGUGUUGGCCCGGAAGAAAGGAAAAUGGUACUUGAUCUGGAUUUGUUUCGAGUGGAUAAAGGAGGGAACCCAGACCUCAUCCGAGAAACGCAGGAGAAGCGCUUCAAGGACCCGGGACUCGUAGACCAGCUGGUGAAGGCAGACAGUGAAUGGCGACGAUGCAGAUUUCGGGCAGACAACUUGAACAAGUUGAAGAAUUUAUGCAGCAAGACAAUUGGAGAGAAAAUGAAGAAAAAAGAGCCAGUGGGAGACGAUGAGUCUGUUCCCGAGAACGUGUUAAAUUUCGAUGACCUCACUGCAGACAUUUUAACAAACCUGAAAGUCUCACAGAUCAAAAAAGUGCGACUCCUCAUCGAUGAAGCCAUCCUGAAGUGUGAUGCAGAGCGGUUAAAACUGGAGGCAGAGCGGCUUGAGAAUCUUCGAGAGAUUGGGAACCUUCUGCACCCCUCUGUGCCCAUCAGUAAUGACGAGGAUGCAGACAACAAAGUAGAAAGGAUCUGGGGUGACUGUACGGUCAGGAAGAAGUACUCUCACGUGGACCUGGUGGUGAUGGUAGAUGGCUUCGAAGGCGAAAAGGGGGCCAUCGUGGCUGGGAGUCGCGGGUACUUCCUGAAGGGAGUCCUGGUGUUCCUGGAACAGGCCCUCAUCCAGUUUGCCCUUCGCACUUUGGCAAGUCGGAACUACAUCCCCAUUUACACCCCCUUUUUUAUGCGGAAGGAGGUCAUGCAGGAGGUGGCUCAGCUCAGCCAGUUUGAUGAAGAGCUUUAUAAGGUGAUUGGCAAAGGCAGUGAAAAGUCUGAUGACAACUCCUACGAUGAGAAAUACCUGAUUGCUACCUCGGAGCAGCCCAUUGCUGCCUUACACCGGGACGAGUGGCUGCGGCCAGAGGAUCUGCCCAUCAAGUAUGCCGGCCUGUCCACCUGCUUUCGCCAGGAGGUGGGCUCCCACGGCCGCGACACCCGUGGCAUCUUUCGAGUCCAUCAGUUUGAGAAGAUCGAACAGUUCGUGUACUCGUCGCCGCUCGACAACAAGUCCUGGGAGAUGUUUGAAGAGAUGAUUGCCACCGCAGAAGAGUUCUACCAGUCUCUGGGGAUCCCCUACCACAUCGUGAAUAUUGUCUCCGGUUCUUUGAAUCAUGCUGCCAGUAAGAAGCUCGACCUGGAGGCCUGGUUUCCAGGCUCAGGAGCCUUCCGCGAGCUAGUCUCCUGUUCUAAUUGUACGGAUUACCAGGCCCGCCGGCUCCGAAUCCGAUACGGGCAGACCAAGAAGAUGAUGGACAAGAACAACUUUGUGGCAGUGUCUCCCUUCUUUUCGCCCAAGAAGGUGGAAUUUGUCCACAUGCUCAACGCUACGAUGUGUGCCACCACCCGGACCAUCUGCGCCAUCUUGGAGAACUACCAGACAGAGAAGGGUAUCAUCGUGCCUGAGAAGUUGAAGGAGUUCAUGCCGCCAGGGCUCCAGGAACUGAUCCCUUUUGUGAAGCCGGCACCCAUUGACCAGGAGCCAUCAAAGAAGCAGAAGAAGCAACACGAGGGCAGCAAAAAGAAAGUGGCAAUGAGAGAUGUCACCCUGGAAAACCGGCUGCAGAGCAUGGAGGUCACCGAUGCCUGAACAUUCCUUCCUCCCAGUUUGCCAGGCUUUGUUUCUGUCUACUGGGAUCAUCCCAGAGGCUUCCCGGGAGCAGGAUGGCCAAGCACCUGCUCAUCCCCCUGCCCAUCCGACUGCACCGCCAGCAGGAAUCGCCUGCCGUGCACAGCGCGUGUGUUCCUGUCCCCUCGCAUGGGCUUGGGGCCCACCACUGAUGACUGCUGACACCAUGGAAUAAAGCAUCUCUGGGGAGGGCUUCCGGCUCUUCCUCAGUCUUCUCCCUGAGGCUU
Messenger RNA from Chinchilla lanigera (long-tailed chinchilla), 1954 nucleotides. It is a transcript of the gene Sars1, whose product is annotated as seryl-tRNA synthetase. Gene Ontology annotation, cellular component: cytosol. The transcript has 12 exons. Gene Ontology annotation, biological process: seryl-tRNA aminoacylation. The coding region runs from base 102 to 1688 and encodes 528 amino acids. NCBI's taxonomy places the organism in Eukaryota, Metazoa, Chordata, Mammalia, Rodentia, Chinchillidae. The record is from RefSeq and is a predicted model, not a curated record. Gene Ontology annotation, molecular function: tRNA binding; ATP binding; serine-tRNA ligase activity.